AAUAGGGAUACAACAUGGCGGGUCAGUAUCCUGGCUUUGGUGGGUACAACCCAGCACCACGCUCAAAUCCCUACGGAAACCAGCCUCAUCCUCAAGGUUAUGGACAGCCUCCUGGUUACCCGCCUAACAUGGGCUAUCCACCACCUGGUGGGGGCUACCCAGGGGGGUAUGGAGGAGGAUCUUUUGCUCCACCACCUGGAGCUGACCCUACCUUGUGGAACUGGUUUGUUACUGUUGAUAGGGAUAGGUCAGGUCAAAUAACAGCAAAUGAAUUACAGCAGGCACUACUGAAUGGAAACUGGUCCCACUUUAACAGUGAGACAUGCAGGCUUAUGAUUGGUUAAGUGCCCUUUUUCUUUUAUAUGUACUUGUCACAUAUUAUUUUUGUCCUUCAGGACCCAUGUUGUUUUCCACACACACACACACACGCACACAUACAAAAGUCGUUAGUAAAACUCUCAGGCCAACAAAGGUACAC
This is a messenger RNA of Stylophora pistillata, 478 nucleotides long. Its product is annotated as programmed cell death protein 6. Gene Ontology annotation, molecular function: calcium ion binding. The record is from RefSeq and is a predicted model, not a curated record. NCBI's taxonomy places the organism in Eukaryota, Metazoa, Cnidaria, Anthozoa, Scleractinia, Pocilloporidae.